Aspergillus heteromorphus CBS 117.55 is the source of this 915-nucleotide messenger RNA. Its product is annotated as ESCRT-III subunit protein VPS20. NCBI's taxonomy places the organism in Eukaryota, Fungi, Ascomycota, Eurotiomycetes, Eurotiales, Aspergillaceae. Gene Ontology annotation, cellular component: ESCRT III complex; multivesicular body. Gene Ontology annotation, biological process: late endosome to vacuole transport via multivesicular body sorting pathway; vesicle budding from membrane. The record is from RefSeq and is a predicted model, not a curated record. Bases 66 to 689 code for a protein of 207 amino acids. The transcript is spliced from 3 exons.
UUCACCAUCUCCUCCUUCACCAUCUCCUUCUCCUUCUCCAUACCAUUCUCCAUCAUGCGCUGACAAUGGGAAACACAACCAGCUCCCAUAAGAUCUCCGCCCAGGACCGGGCCAUCCUAGAUCUCAAAAACCAGCGGGACAAACUCCACCAAUACCAGAAGCGGGUGGUGGUUCUGACCGACCGAGAAACUGCGAUCGCGAAAGAAUGUCUGGCCCGGAAUGAUCGCAAACGCGCCUUGCUCGCUCUCCGCCGCAAAAAGUACCAGGAGUCGCUGCUGGACAAGACCGACAAGCAGCUGGAACAGUUGGAACAACUCACGGGACAGAUCGAGUUUGCGCUCGUGCAGAAGGACGUUCUCUUCGGCCUGCAGCAGGGGACGCAGGUCUUGCAGACCAUCCAUAAGGAAAUGGGCGGCCUGGAGGGGGUGGAGAAGCUGAUGGGCGAGACGGAGGAGGCAAGAGCCUACCAGGAGGAGAUCAGCGAGAUGCUUGCGGGACGUCUGUCCACCCAGGACGAGGACGACGUCGAAGAGGAAUUGGAAGAGUUACAACGGGCGACCCAGGGCCCGGUUGUCCUGCCGAAUGUCCCCGUCUCUACGCUCCCGGAGGGCGAAGGGGUCGAAGAAGACGAGCAACCCGCCGAAGGAUCCAAGGCCCGAGUCGAGGAGCGCACCGCGAUUCCUGCUUGAGAUUGACUCACUCCUUCGCCUUUGAUACUCCGAUCAGGCGCUUCUAUUACUUACAGCUAUUAGCAUUGUCGGCGUUGGUGGUUUCCAGGGAUGACAUUGUCUCGCAUUGUUAGAUUUCUCUGCUAUUUAACUAUCUCACUACCUAGUGUGACUAGACGGUCGAGCACGGAUUUGUAUACAUUGUCUGAAUAUGAGAGUCCGGCUCCGUAACCAAACGAAUGCACAC